Molecule: messenger RNA, 1154 nt
Organism: Lytechinus variegatus (green sea urchin)
Lineage: Eukaryota; Metazoa; Echinodermata; Echinoidea; Temnopleuroida; Toxopneustidae
Product: thyroid transcription factor 1-associated protein 26-like
Exons: 3
Coding region: 52-828 (258 amino acids)
Source: RefSeq, a predicted model, not a curated record
UUGGCACCACGGAAUCGGCAUACCGUUUCUUUUUCUUCUUCGUUCAACAACAUGGCGCUCCCCAUGGAUAAACCACGAGAUAAACCUUCACGCAUUUUUGCCUCUGGCAAGCGCCAGUCUGGGGCAAAUAAAAUAAGAAGCCGAAUGCAGUCUCCCCAAGUGAAAUCAUCACACAAUAAAUAUCGGUCAAGAAUCAUUGGAAACGUCAAAGAAGGUCAAGGAUAUGCUGAUAAGAGGAAGAGGAGGUUUCUUAACAACUACCAGAAACUGAGAAGGAAACAGAGACUCCAAGCUGAGAGAAGGCAGAGUGAAAAUGAAACUGACAUGAGCGACAUCAAUUUAUUUGCAAAAAACAUCCAAUCUGCAUCAGAAAACAUAAAUUUAUCUGCCAAGAAUGUUCAGUCUACAUCGGAAAAUGUUGAAAGGGACUCCAACCCCACUUCAGAACAUGACUUUAUUCGGAAGAGGAGCGAGGAGGGACCCGGUGAAAGGACUCAAAAGAAUCUUAUUGAUAGAAGUGAAGGUGAAGAGAGAAGUGGAGAGAAUGUGGUGAAAAAGAAACGAUUCAAGAAGCGCGGAGGCAAGAAGAAUGCCAAAAACCGGUUCAGCAAAGCCCAGGCAGAGUUUACAGAAAAGAGACGGGCGGAGGAGAUUAGAGUACAGAAUUUGAAACAACAGCAAACAGAGAGGGCGCUCGCCCUGGAACGUUACAAUAAGAAGAAAAGUGAACAGCAUCAGAAGCUGAAGAAGAAGUCCAGGAGAGGACAGCCCCUCAUGAAAUACCACAUGGAGGUGUUGCUAGAUAAGAUAAAAGCUCAGGAAAGAUGAUGAUCAGGUAAAAAAAAAUAAAGAAACAAUUGGGAUAUCUUAUAGGCCUAGUCAACCAUAGUCUGUAAGCACAGACUCGAAUUUGACCCAUCACAGAUUAUACCAUGUCUAGAAUUGAAGACUAGACUCCGAAUUCUGUCUGAGUCUGACAGAGGCAGCAACAGUACAUGAGAGAAUCUAGUCUCACUUCUUCAGACUCUAUAUUAUGCACUAUGCAAAAACCGUAUGUCUGUGCCUGUAGACCAAGUCGAACCUAGUCUACAAAUGUAGACCCACAUCUGCAGUGUGUGUGCCUUAGCUGAUUCAACGAGUCUGCAUAGCAGACU